Molecule: messenger RNA, 1485 nt
Organism: Miscanthus lutarioriparius
Lineage: Eukaryota; Viridiplantae; Streptophyta; Magnoliopsida; Poales; Poaceae
Source: the annotation of a GenBank genome assembly
AUGGUAGUCCGACGCCGUGGCGCGCCGCUGCCGCCCGCGCCUCGCCGUGCCACACGGUCUCAGAGCCGGGUGGACCGCAUCAGCGCACUCCCGGACGACCUCCUCCAGGUCCUCACCCGCCUCCGCUGCACCCGCACCGCCGCGCGCACAGCCUUUCUCUCCCGGCGGUGGCGCCGGGUCUGGCCUUGCCUCCUGGAGGUCUCCUUCCGCGGGCUCGCGCCCAACGUGAUCGCCCGGUUCACCCGCACUUCGUUGGAGGCCAUCGACAUCCACGUCUGCAGGGGCACGGGACAUCGCGUGCUGGACGCGGGCUGCGUCACCUCCUUGCUCCACGCCGCCGCGGGUCGGUCGCCGGUAAAGCUUGCCCUCACCAUCCCGGUGUUCCUAUACUUCCCUGUCGCUCUGCCCCGCUUCGAUUUCGCCACAUCGAUCGAACUGGACGUGUGGGACGUCCGCUUCGCCCUGCCGGCGACGACGGAGUUCCCCAAGCUGGAGACGCUGUCCCUCUCGGGCUGCAUCACGGAGCUCGCCGCCUUGGUGCCCCGCUGCCCGCGCCUGCGCGUUCUCAGCGUCACCAGGACUCCGCACGAGGUGGACACGAUCACGGUGGACUCGGCGUCGCUCCAGGAGCUCGUCGUGACGUUCCGGUCCACGUCCACCAUCGACAUCGUGGCGCCCGCGCUCAGGAAGCUGGCGCUGGCCUCGCUCCCAGACAACAGCUUGUCGGUGGUGGCACCAAUGGUGGAGGAGGUCACUUGGAGGUGCUUGUACUACUCCAUGUAUGUUGGGAUUGGCACAAUGUGGCGUGUCUUCUCCAUCAACAUACGGGCGGUGGAGAAGAUGGAUCUCACCGACGACGACAACGGCGACGACGAGGGUAGCCAUCAGCCCCGUCGUGCCCAUGUCCUGUCGCUGGACAUACUUGACACCCCUUAUCCUUCACAGAGGGAUUUUGCAGAAGAAUUGGAGAAAAUCCCUGUUACCACCUUCUCUGUCCUAGAGCUGAAGAUCGCAACAUGGAGCCAUGUUCUUGGACCACUGCUGUUGAACCUGCUUCGGAUUUGCACUGCAGUGCAAAGGCUUGACAUGGUUCUUGUGGAUACCCCGGUGCAAGUGACAGACUCUUGCGACAAAUGGUGCCCUUGUCAGGAGAAUAAUAGGAAAUGGAGAAUAAUAGGUGCAAGUGACAGACUCUCGAUCGAUCUCACAGAAGUGCAGAUCGAAGGAUUCAAAGGUGAUGAUGCUGAAAUCGAUUUCCUAAAAAUGCUCUUCAGAUGUGCCCCCAUGCUUGAGACGAUGACUCUGAAAUUGUCUGACGAGGUCACUGAUGACUGGUGUUGGAAACUGCCACUGCCAGAUCCCUACUUUUGUGCUGUGCGCAAAAUCGCUGCAUUUCUUCUAGUUCCUCGCUCGCCUAAACUGAGUGUUUGGCUGUUUGCGCAUUGCGCUACUGCGUACAACAACCUGCUUGCUCCUUUGUGCUGA